UAUGAAUUUUAAGUUCUUAGAAUAUAUUAAGUAUUAUCAUUAAAAGUCGAAUGCAAAUCGAAUUAUUGUACAAUACUAAAAUAAAAGCACCUAUACUUAAUAUAUUUUCAGACUUAUUUCUCUCAGAUACCAUUAAUUUUUCAAUUGAACAAAUUUAUAUUUAUCAAUUGAAAAAUGACAUAUGUAUAAACGAUCGUAUUGUUAUUAUCGAUAUAUUAUGCAUAAUAUUAAAAAAGUAUCGUAGUGUUGUAAAAAAAAAAGAAAAAAAAAAGGAAGAAAGAUUAAAAGAGAAGAAAAUAGGAAUUAGAAUUAGAGAAUGAAACAAAUGUUAAAAAUGAAAUCGUUGAAUUAACCUAUAUUUAGAAUUGAAAAGAGUAUUGAUAAUAGGAAAAUUAAAAUUAAUUAAUCGGACUAUCGAUUAUAAAUGUAUGAUUAAUAUUAAAAAGAAAAAUAUUACAAGUUAAUUGAACGUUUCAAUUAGUAAAUCUAAUAACUGAUUAAACGGUACGAAUAGUAGUUUCAGAAGUAAAAACAGAACUAUGUCAACACUUCGAGAUACAGUAAUAUAGACUAAUUGUUUACAGAACGAGAUGAGGUAAGUCAACGACGAGCCCCAUUAUUCAUAUUGUUUACAGUCCUCAUCACGUUUCUAUUUGCCAAAUAAGACAAUCUCCAAGUUUAAAUUAUACAGUAGGUUUCUCAAAAGUUAAUCAACUUAAUAAUUUCUUUUUUAUAAUUGUGUAUUAUUAUUAAAAUCCACAAUUAUAAAUUACAUUUUUAUAUUUCGCGCGGUUUCGAUAUAUUUCUAACAGAGCGCGCUGCGAUAUCGAUACGAAUUUUUGUUUUGUUUUGAUCACGAUCACGUCUUUCUCUUAUAUCGUAUUAUUUGUUUUCAUUAAUUAUUUUAUAAUUUACAAUAUUCACCCUAUAAAAGUGUUAAACAAUGAAAUAUAUAUAUAUAUAUUGAUAUCGAUUCGAUAAUUUUUCUUAUGACAAAAUGGCUUCCGUAUCGUUGAAAGGUACAAGAAAGACGUAUAGCUUCGAGGAACGAGAAAUUUUAAUAACAUUGAUAAACAAAUACGAAGAUAUUGAGGAUAGAAAAUCCGAUCCAAUAUCAAUGUGUAAAAGAAAAUCAGCUUGGACACAAUUAGCUGAAGAAUAUAAUUCUAUGGUCGGUCCACAAAGUGCACGUUCGGCUGUACAGCUAAGACGUUGUUGGGAAAAUAUGAAAGCUUGUAAAAGAAAUCGCGAGGAGAAAAAAACGCGAAACAAUUCAAAAAGUUUUUGUCAAUUGUCAAAGGAUUUUACACAAUCAUCGAUUUCUUCUUGGGAAAAUGGAAAUGUUUAUGAGAAACAGAGACCGGAAGUACCACCGACUAGCGGAAAUGGUUGUUUACCGCCUAACGUAGUCUUUGAACCAAAAGAUUCCGAACCUUUUACAUUGCAAAGUGUAUGCUCAUCGAAGCUUGCAAACAUAAAUUUAAAAAAGGAACCUGACAAUACUUCCAACGAGUCCAAUGGUAAUACAUCGAAACAUAUUUCUGGAUUACAAGAUACAAUUGGUGGUAAACAAACAGGUUGUAUAAUUACAUCACAGGGAACAAUGUUGACUGAUUGUAGAGGAACGAACGAUCUAUCGAUCAUCGAUCAUAGAUCAACGGACGAGGAAGAAUCAAUGGAAUCUAGUCAAUUGGCUUAUAAAUCAAAUACGACUCAAAGCUUCGUUGUUUCUUCUCCUUCACGGAUAAACGAUUCUCAUAAUCAUCGUAAGACGAAAAGAUCUUUACAAAAGGAAGAUGAAUUGCAACUUCUUGCACUCUCAGAGGCUCAGAUUAAGGUCGACGUAGCAGCGAUGUUGAAGGAGGAGGCUAGAAUCAAACUGGAGGAGGCUCAUUAUCGUAAAGAAGAAGCUAGGCUUAGGAUGCUUUUCUUUACUUACAAGCUUGAGAGGAUAAAGGAAGAUUGAAAAGAUAUCAUUUCAACGUCGUUCUUUCUUUUUUUUUUUUUUUUCUUUUCUCCUCUUUCCUUUCUCCCUCUCUCUCUCUCUCUCUCUCUCUCUCUCUUUCUUUUUUCUUUUCUUUUUUAUAUA
Messenger RNA from Vespa velutina, 2089 nucleotides. RefSeq lists its product as uncharacterized. NCBI's taxonomy places the organism in Eukaryota, Metazoa, Arthropoda, Insecta, Hymenoptera, Vespidae. The coding region runs from base 998 to 1966 and encodes 322 amino acids. The record is from RefSeq and is a predicted model, not a curated record. The transcript has 3 exons.